This is a messenger RNA of Nycticebus coucang (slow loris), 1599 nucleotides long. RefSeq names its product transmembrane protein 186 (gene TMEM186). Bases 1 to 1122 code for a protein of 373 amino acids. Gene Ontology annotation, cellular component: mitochondrion. Lineage: Eukaryota; Metazoa; Chordata; Mammalia; Primates; Lorisidae. The record is from RefSeq and is a predicted model, not a curated record. The transcript has 3 exons.
AUGGAGGUGUGCAAGAUACUUUCAGGAACUUGCAUCAUUCCAUUGGAUUUUUACAAAUACUAUAUGGAACAGCCGAUAGGCUCAUCUGGGAGCACAAGGGACUCCGCACAGGAUGCCACCAGCCCUCCGGGCUCCACCUACCUGCCGCGGGGCUGUCAGGGUCCCAUCCACGUCAAAGAGGCAGAGCGCUGGGCCCGGAGCCGCCAUGACCGCGGUAUCCGCCCUCAUCUGUCUGAAAGUACUCGUUGGCACCAGGAAACUCAGCCCGGAAGUUCCGGUUCACCUCCUACACCCCAAGACACGUCGGGAGGGAAUCUCCCACAAUGCCUGGGAUUAGCGCCCGCUAAGGCCUCUGGACCACAAUUUCCGGAGUGCGACGCGUGUACGCGCGCUUCGUACUCCCGAGCAUGCGCCCUUGGAGGUUCCGGGGGCAGCCGGGAUUUACUUCCGGCAGCAGGCGGCGGGGCCAUGGCUGCCCUCCUGCGAACUGUGCUGAGGUUGCAGGGGCCAGGGCCAGGGCCAGCUGCAUGGGGAAGGCCUUUUCAUGAGCUCUGGUACUUCAGUAGACAAGAGCAUUCCAAGAGGUGGGUGGGGAGCAGGUCGCCCACCUCAAAGGAGAAACCACCAGGCACAGAGACGGAGAAAUUCCACAUGGUCUACCGUUUUGAUGCCAUCAGGUCCUUUGGGUUCUUGUCUCGGCUAAAGGUAGCACAGACUGCCCUGACAGUGGUGGCCUGGCCACCGGGCUUCUACUUGUACUCCCAGGACCUCAUAACUUUCAACUCUCUGUGCUUCAUGAGCGGGAUAGCUAGCUUUGCCCUGGCUAUGCUGUGCUGGAUGAGCUAUUUCUUCCGGAGACUAGUGGGCAUCCUGUAUGUGAACGAGUCUGGCACCAUACUGCGAGUAGCUCACCUGACCUUCUGGGGCUGGCGGCAGGAUACAUACUGUCUUGUGGCAGAAGUGAUACCCCUGACAGACACUGAGGAAUGGUCACAGGAUGUGUUUGUGCGUAUCAAGCAGUACAAUGGGAAGCAGACCUUCUACCUCACUCUGCGCUAUGGACAGAUCCUGGACAGAGAGCGUUUCACAGAGGUGUUUGGUUUGCUGGACAGGUCCAGGUGAACUACUGGAAGCUGGGCCACCUGGAUCUCUUGACAGGGAGGCCAAGGGUAUGGGCUAGGCAAAAGAAGGGGAUCGAAUUCCUGGAAAGUUUGCCAUGGACCUUAGGAACGUGUUUUAAUGGAUGAAGCAAUUUAUGAGGCAGCGCAGGUAACCAGAUUUAAGGAAAAGACUCCUCAUGCAGUUUCCUACUAUGCGUGUAUGUGACAUUCAGUCAGAUAAUGACCAGAGGUUUCUUCUAAGAGCCAGUUCUUAGAAGAAGCUUUGCCAAAACCACCCAGACUGUUCAUUGCUGUGAAACUGGAAGACAGAAGUGUGGUGGGGAGUGGGGUGUAGGGUUUGUCAGCUCUCAGCUCCCUGUCCUGGGGCAGGUUAUUGAGAAUGACUGAACCUUGGAUUUCACGUCUGUAAAGUGGAAAGUGCUGUCUCACAGGAUGGGUAUGAGAAUCAAAAAUAAAUGUCAUGUGUGUUGCAAGCUCA